Molecule: messenger RNA, 2061 nt
Organism: Mesitornis unicolor (brown roatelo)
Lineage: Eukaryota; Metazoa; Chordata; Aves; Mesitornithiformes; Mesitornithidae
Gene: CHADL
Product: chondroadherin-like
Exons: 4
Coding region: 1-2061 (686 amino acids)
Cellular component (GO): plasma membrane
Molecular function (GO): protein binding
Source: RefSeq, a predicted model, not a curated record
AUGAGGCUGUCCUGGGGGCUCCUCCUGCUUGCAGCGGCCAUGGUGCUGGAAGAGAUGGCCGCCGCCCGCUGCCCCGCGCCCUGCGUCUGCGACAACCUCCGCACCCACGUCUUCUGCCUCAACGGGAGCCUGACAGCCAUCCCCAGCACCAUCCCACAGCUCACCAAAAAACUGGACCUUCGGGGCAACAGCUUCACAGUCAUCCCGGUGGGAGCCUUCCUCACCACCCCGUACCUCACACACCUGGACCUGCAGCGCUGCAAGGUGGAGAGACUGGAGGAAGGGGCCUUCCGGGGCCUGGGGAGGCUGCUCUACCUCAACCUGGCCUUCAACGGCAUAGCCCUCCUCUACCAGGAGUCCCUGGACGGGCUCUCCUCCCUCCAGCAGCUCAUCCUGGAGGGAAACCGCAUCGAGGAGAUCCAGCCGGGUGCUUUUGGCCGUCUGGGAUCCCUGACUGUCCUUGACCUGAGGGCGAACGCCUUGGUCUACCUCCCGGACAUGGUCUUCCAGGGUCUGCAAGCCCUCAGGUGGCUCCGUCUGUCCCACAACGCCCUCCAUGUGCUGGGCAGCGAGGCCUUCACUGCCCUGCCUGCCCUGCGCAGGCUGAGCCUGGACCACAACGAGCUGCAGGCGCUGCCCGGCGAGGCCCUGGCCAGGCUGGACGGGGCCACCCGGCUGGACUUGGGCCACAACCCCAUCACCUAUGUGGCUGAGGAGGCCCUGGCCAUGGCCUCCCUGAAGCACCUUUUCCUGGACCACGCCGCCCUCCAGGACGUGGCACCCGACGCCUUCGUCCACAGCCCCCAGCUGCGCACACUGGACCUCCGCAAAAACCAGCUGGAAGGGCUGCCACCCCUGGCUGGGACUGGGGGGCUGGUGAGGGUCAGCCUGGCUGGGAACCCCCUGCUCUGCUCCUGCCUCCUGCGCCCCUUCCACGAGUGGCUGGCGAGGGGACGGGUACAGGUGGAAGGGUGUCCCCAGGGGUGCACCUGCUCCCCCCAUUUCCAACACGGGUCCUGUGAGAACAGGAACCUGCAGGAGAUCCCCCAGGGCUUCCCAGGGAACACCCACCUCCUUGACCUGCACCGAAAUGCCUUUGGGACUGUGCCACCAGGCGCCUUCCCCGGCCUGAAGGAGCUGGUGUCCCUCCACCUGCAGAGCUGUGGCAUCGGGGUGCUGCGCCCCGGGGCGCUGCGGGGCCUGGAGAGCCUGGUCUACCUCUACCUCACCAACAACCACCUCUCCACCUUGGCAGCCACCGCCUUCGAGGGGGCCCCGCGGUUGGCCUACCUCGACCUGGACCGCAACGCCUUCACCCAUGUUCCCGGGGGUGCCUUCCAGCGCCUGCCCAACCUCAUCUCCCUCCACCUGCAGCACAACGCCAUCGGGGAGCUGAGGGAGGGCGACCUGGCUGGGGCCAGGGCACUGCGCUGGCUCUACCUCGCUGGGAACGCCAUCAGGCGCAUCAUCCCUGCUGCCCUGGCUCCUGCCAAGCUGCUGGAGAAACUGGACCUAGGGGGAAACCGCCUGGCAGAGGUGCCCACAGCAGCCCUGCGGGGGCUGCCCACCCUCAGCGAGCUGAAGCUGUCCCGAAACCCCAUCAAGCACAUGGAGGAUGGUGCCUUCCUGCCGGUGGCCUCCAGCCUGCAGCACCUCUACCUGGACAACAUGGGCCUGGAGUGGAUGUCCCCUGGUGCCUUUGCUGGCCUCGGUCCCAAGAUCAGAAGCCUCUACCUGGAGAGCAACAGAAUGAGCAACAUCCCCAGCAUGAGCAACUUCACGGGGUUGGAGAUCCUCAACCUGAGGGACGUGCCCUUCCACUGCGACUGCCAGCUCCUGCCCCUGCGCAGGUGGAUUGACAAACUCAACCUCCGCGUAGGAGCCACCUGUGGGUCCCCUGCAGAAGCCCAGGGAGCGAAGGUGAAGCUUUCCACCACUUUCCAAACCUGCCCUGGCUGGGGCCGAGCCAAUCCUGACAAAACCAAGGCUGCAAGCAAGCCCAGCAAGAAAAAGAGAUGGGGAAAAUCACCAGCCAGGAGCGUCAAGAAGAGCAGAGCUUAG